This is a messenger RNA of Protopterus annectens (West African lungfish), 3000 nucleotides long. RefSeq lists its product as uncharacterized. Lineage: Eukaryota; Metazoa; Chordata; Ceratodontiformes; Protopteridae. Gene Ontology annotation, molecular function: catalytic activity. The record is from RefSeq and is a predicted model, not a curated record.
AUGGAAAGACGGAUGUUUACUCGGCCCUCGGUGGAUUGGAGGAUGUUAGAUUCUGUGGGCUCAUGGAGUAUUCCUGUUGUUGACUUUUCUAUGGGGGAUCAUGUUUCCCUUCCACGUUAUCAACGGUGUUGUCGGAGAGGGGCUGUUUUAAAGAAUUUGCGACCAGUGCCUAAAGCUUUGAAUGUUGUGGAAGCGCUAAAUUUAAAGUGGGGUUUGGUUAAUGCCAGGUCAGUGGUUAACAAAACAUUUAUUUUGAAAGAAUUUUUUAUGACACAUACUUUGGAUGUGUUUUGUUUAACUGAGUCCUGGUUAACAUCUGAUGAAUGGAGUGCAGUAAAUGAGUUGGUACCAGCUGACUGUGUAUUUGUUAAUGUACCAAGAGUAUUUCGGCGUGGUGGUGGAUUGGCAGUAGUUUGUAAAGCUAAUUUACAAAUUAAACAACUUUACCCCACUUCUAUUUUCAGCACUUUUGAGCUGUGUUCAUUUGAACUUGGACAUUCAAGUCCGCUUUUCUGUGCAGUGAUCUACAGACCCCCGAGAUAUGAUAAGAAUUUUAUUCAAGAAUUUUCUGAGUUUCUAGCUGAAUAUGUCUUGAGAUAUGAUCAGAUUAUGUUACUUGGGGAUUUUAAUAUUCAUGUUUGCUGUCCGGGAAAGCCACUUGUUUCGGAGUUUAAUGAUCUGGUGAAUUCUUUUGGUUUAAAUCAGUCCGUUAGUGGGGCCACUCAGGAAAGUGGUCAUACAUUGGAUCUUGUGCUAUCAUUUGGGUUCAAUGUGACAAACUUGAUUAUUCAAGAUGCUGUGUUUUCGGAUCAUAAGCCUAUUUUAUUUGAUGUUAUAUUGCCUACAAAUGUUGUUAAAUCUGUUGCACCAGUAAGGCUUUGUCGUUCUUUUAGUCAAGAUACCCCAGCGAAGUUUUCAUCUUUAUUUAGUGAGGCGUUGACUUGUUUCCCAGAAUAUUCUUCAUCUGAUGGUCUGUUAAAUUAUUUUAAUAAGACUUGUAAAGAUAUUCUGGAUAUUGUUGCACCAUUACGCAUGAAGAAGAAAAGUUCAGUAGUAAAUUGGUGGUCAACGGACAUUACUAGAGCUGCAAGAAGGGAAUGUAGGAGAUGUGAAAGGCAGUGGAAAAAGAACAAACUUCAUGUGUUCUUAAUUGCCUUUCGGGAAAGUUGGAAGGCUUAUCAGGAUGUUGUAUUAUUUGCAAAGAGGACAUAUUAUUCUAAUCUUGUUAAUGUAAAUUCUCAUAACCUGCGGGUUUUGUAUGAUGUAAUUGAUUCUGUUCUUAAUGCACAAGAUUAUUUUCCAGUUCAGGCAUCAACUAUAGUGUGUAAUGAGUUUUUAAAAUUUUUUCUGGACAAGGUUUUGAGGUUGAGAUUGGCUGUAUCUGUAUGUUCUCUGCCGGAUACUUUUUUGUCCGUUUCGGAGAAAUUGUGUGUUUUUCAGCCAAUAACUUUGGUUGAUUUAACUAAAUUGAUGUCUGAAGUUAAGCCUAGUGGUUCUCCUGAGGAUGUUUUACCUCCUAGAGUUUUGAAGGAUGUGUUUUCAACAGUAGCUCCAGUUUUGUUGGAAAUAAUUAAUACCAGUUUGGUUUCUGGGGUUGUGCCUACUGAUUUUAAAAGAGCAAUCAUUCAUCCACUAUUAAAGAAACCUGGGCUUGAUGCAUCUGUACCGUCUAAUUAUAGGCCAAUCUCUAAGCUUCCUUUUUUAAGUAAAGUGAUGGAGAGAUGUGUCUAUGGCCAGUUGGUAGAUUUUCUAAAUGAAUAUAAUUUUUUGGAAAACUUUCAAUCUGGUUUUAAACCUAUGCAUAGUACUGAGACAGCUUUGUUAAAGGUUUUAAAUGAUGUUUUUCUUAUCACUGAUAGUGGAAAAUUUGUAUUGCUUGUUUUGUUGGAUUUAACAGCUGCCUUUGAUACAGUGGACCAUGAAAUAUUGUUGCAUCGUCUUGAGCAUUAUGUGGGAAUUACUGGUUUGGCUUUAAAUUGGUUCUGAUCUUACCUUCUAAACAGAAUGGUGUGUGUUCAGAUGGGUGGAUUUACAUCUGACUUUGCCCAUCUUCCUUGGGGUGUUCCGCAGGGUUCAGUAUUGGGACCUUUAUUGUUUUCUGUGUAUAUUCUGCCUUUGGGUGAUAUACUACGUAAACAUGGUAUUGAUUUUCAUUUAUAUGCUGAUGAUUGUCAAUUAUAUUUACCUUUGGAUGAGGCCGAUGGUCGUUCAAUUUCAAAGGUGUUAGAUUGUUUGUGUGAGGUUAAGGUAUGGAUGGUAGAAAACUUUUUGAGUUUGAAUGAAGGGAAGACAGAAGUAGUACUUUUUAGUCCUAGUCGCCAUGCUGAUUUUUCUAUGGUGGACUGUGGUGAAUUAACCUCUUAUUUGAAGGAUUCUGUUGUAAAUUUGGGAGUGAAGAUGGAUAAAGAUCUUUGUUUUAGGGGACAUAUAAAUGGGGUGGUGUCAUCUUCUUUUUAUCAGUUAAGGCGCUUGGCUAAGGUAAAACCAUUUUUGUCUAAAGGUGAUCUUGAAGUUGUUGUACAUGCAUUUAUAACCUCACGGCUCGAUUAUUGUAACUCUAUUUUAUUUGGAGUGAGCCAAGGUGCUUUAGCCCGUUUGCAGCUUGUCCAAAAUGCUGCUGGGAAAUUCUUGGAGGGCAAACGAAAGUUUGAUCAUGUAAUGCCUGUAUUGGCGGCAUUACAUUGGUUACCUGUUUUUUUCAGGAUUCGUUUUAAAAUUUUGUUAUUGGCCUUUAAAGCUCUAAAUGGUUUGGCGCCAGCAUAUUUGGCAGAUACACUUCCAGCUUAUGUUCCCAAUCGGGCACUUCGGUCAGAAGAUCUGUCUUUACUUGUGGUUCCCCGGGCACGACUAAAGAUGAGGGGUGAUAGAGCUUUUUCAGUUGCAGCUCCAAAACUUUGGAAUGAGCUUCCGUUAUAUAUUCGAUAGUCUUCUUCUGUGACAAUUUUUAAGCAAAAUCUUAAAACUUAUUUUUAUGAAUUGGCCUUUAAUGAGGUGAAAUGA